Messenger RNA from Adineta ricciae, 1002 nucleotides. Lineage: Eukaryota; Metazoa; Rotifera; Eurotatoria; Adinetida; Adinetidae. The record is from the annotation of a GenBank genome assembly.
AUGAGUUCAAAAACAUCAAAUCCAUACGAUUUACUUGGUGCUGAACCAUCGUGCAAUGAUUUAGACCUUCGCCUUGCAUAUCGUGCUCGAAUUCACGAAUUAAAACAAGGUCAAAUUUCCAACGAUCGAUUUCGACUUAUUAGUCGUGCUUAUGAAACAUUAUCAAACUAUGAUAAACGUCGAAAUUAUGAUGAAAAUCAAAGUUGGGUAAGUAAUGUUCCCAUAACAAAGUAUACACUUCAACAAUUAGCUGCUGAACCUGUUCUCGCAUCACAAUUGAAAAGUCGAUUAAAAGAUGCAACUCUCGCAGAAAUUGAUGCACAAGAUCCAAAUACAGGUCACACAUCACUUUAUUGCGCUGCACGUGCAGCAAAUAUCGAUGCAGUGAUUUAUCUGACAGAGCAAGGCGCUGAACCAGAUUUAUCACAAAAACACGGCAGCACUGCUCUUCAUGUCAGUUCUUUCUAUGGACAUCCGGAAAUUGUGGAAUGUUUAUUGGAAAGUGGAGCAAAUUAUACAAAAGUCAAUUCAUUUAAUAAUCUUCCAGAAAAAGAAUCAAUGAAUGAUGAAGUUAGAAAUACUUUUCUUCGUCUUCGAAAAGAUCCGUUUGUUCAAACAGCUGCAAAUCAACUUGAUUGGUUAAAAAACAAUCUUCAUCAACUUUCAAGUCAUAUUGAUGAACAAUAUCAUCGACAAUGUCAAAUAUUACUUCAUUGUGCAGCGAAAAAGGGUUUUAUCAAUCUUGUUCAAUGGUUAAUCGAUGACCAACAAGCAAAUCUCGAUCUGAUCGAUAUAAAUUUAAAUUCUGCAUUACAUCUCGCAUCAUAUGGUGGACAUCGAUCAGUUGUAGAAUAUCUUCUUCAUCAUGGUGCAAAUCCUCUUCUCAUUAAUAAAUGGGGAAUGACAGCUGAACAAGUUUACUUUAUCUUUCAUGUCGUGCGAGACAAUUUCUCGUUGCUAAAUGGUUACUCGAACAUGGAGCAAAUGUCAAUAUUCAAUUGA